This is a messenger RNA of Colletotrichum navitas, 3855 nucleotides long. RefSeq lists its product as uncharacterized. The transcript is spliced from 3 exons. NCBI's taxonomy places the organism in Eukaryota, Fungi, Ascomycota, Sordariomycetes, Glomerellales, Glomerellaceae. Gene Ontology annotation, cellular component: cytoplasm. Bases 1 to 3855 code for a protein of 1284 amino acids. Gene Ontology annotation, biological process: amino acid activation for nonribosomal peptide biosynthetic process; secondary metabolite biosynthetic process. The record is from RefSeq and is a predicted model, not a curated record. Gene Ontology annotation, molecular function: phosphopantetheine binding.
AUGAACUGCUUGAUCCUGGCAGCGGCUCCUAUACUCGACUCCAUGCCCGUCCACAUUUGGAUGACGCGGGCGACGAGGACGAUAUUGAACGACACCACGGCAGUCAAGCUGACACCGACGCUGCGUAGUGCUGCUGCCAUCCAAAGCUACGAAUUGUCGCAGCGCCAGCCACCACUUCUUGGAAGCUGGUAUAUAAAGGUGCCUUGGGUUCGAUGCCUAGCAAACGAACUUGCCGAGAAGUCUGCAGGUAAAGGGCUGGAUACGAAAAGCGCCUUCAACACCCUAUUGGUAAUGCAGCUGGAUAUGGAUGAAGCAAGGAGGGUCGACAGAGGCGCGCAAGAGCAACUCUUCGGUCGGAGCCUCAACGUAUACGCGUCCGAACAAGCCCAAGAUCCAGGUCUAAGUGGCCAAGUGGUAGUUGACCAAUUCGCCUUCAGCUCUUACGCCAUGACGGUCUUGUUCACAACCUUGGAAGACGGGAUCGGAAUCGAGUUCACUUUUGACGAUGGAGUCGUGGAAACGGACCUAGUGCGACGGAUGUCUCUGCAAUUCGAAACACUGCUUCGACAGAUGUGCGCCGAGAAGCUGGCAGAUGCGACUCUCGCCACCUUGUCGGCCGCCAGCACACGCGACCUUGAGGACGCCUGGAGCUGGAAUUCCACCAUAGCCCCUGAUGUGAACAAGCGUAUCCACAACAUGAUCAUCGAGAACAUGAACGCCAAGGCCCUGCAUGGGUCAUUGGCUGUCCGGGCACAUGACGGCCAAUACACCUACAGGGAGCUCGACGACAUGUCUGAAAGACUGGCCCUGGCGCUGAUGGCGGCCGGACGGGCCGCCGUGCGCCCAAACGUCGUCAUCCCUCUCUUCUUCGAGAAGUCCAAGUGGACCGUCGUUUCAAUCCUUGCAGUCUGGAAGACAGGCGCUGCCGUGCUCACCCUCGACGAUAACCUGCAGGAUGACCAGAUCCACGACAUGAUCGAUCAGGUAUCGCCCCCGUUUAUCGUGGCCUCUUCCGGCCGCGAGCAACGUUGCCGACGCGUCCUGGACAUGGAACACAAGAUGGCGCUGCCCAUCAUCGUCGUCGAUGCCGCAUUCAUAUCGAGCCUUGCUGCAUGCGGUCUUGAGCGCGGGACAGCAAACGAGGCACCCAAAAAGACGGCUGUGCAGCCAUCAGACCUGCUCUAUGUCAACUUCACUUCCGGCAGCACGGGCAAGCCAAAAGGCGUCAUGGUGCGGCAACGCAAUUUCGCUGCCGCGACGACUUACCAGGCUGAGGCAUUCGGGUUCUCGGAGAAGUCACGCGUCUAUGACUUUGGCGCAUACGCCUUCGAUAUAACAUGGCUCAACCUCAUCUUCACCUUGACAGUCGGCGGCUGUUGGUGCAUUCCCACCGACGAUCAACGAAGAGACGACCUUGCGCGGUCGUUCCGAUGGCUCGAAGCCAACCUGGUCAACUUGACACCUUCUGUGAGCCGCACAAUCGACCCCGGCUCCAUGGUCAGAUUGGAGACGUUGGGCUUCUGCGGCGAGCCCGUCCUCGGCACCGACGCAGCGCAAUGGUUGAGGAAUGGACCACAGACGAGGCUUAUCAACACCUACGGGCCCUCGGAAUGCACGACGGCAACGACUGCCCACAUUCUCACCAAGAGAGACGUCGGGGCGCACCUGGACACGCAGGCAGAGGCGGCAGACCGUCUCGGACCGGCGAUCUCGUCCGACCGCACCCUCUCCUACGUCUCUAGAGCCGACACGCAGGUCAAGAUUGGCGGGCAUUGCGUCGGCCUGGCCGAAAUCGAGUUCGUGGCGCAGCAGAUCUUGGACGACCAAGGCACGCAAAUGCAUCUGACGGCGGAUCUCGUCAGACCCGCUGGCACCGAAACGAAGCUGCUGGUGGCCUUCAUCGCCGCCCAGCCAGCCAGGCAAUCCGAGUCUGCAACGUCGGCCUCAUCGAAGCAGCGCGUGGCCGACUGGCUGGGUGCUUCAGAGCUUCGCGAGAUGAUGGCCAGACAACUCCCGUGGACGCUCGUCCCGCGCGUCUGCAUCCCCAUCGAGGACAUUCCCGUCAACAACUCGGGCAAGGUGGAUCGCCGAAAGUUGUCGGCGUCUCUGCAGAGCAUGACAGUGGACCAAGUCCUCCGCCUCGACCACGCGGGCGCCCCGGCUGCCGUCGUGAAGCUCGCGCCCGAGACAGCAAACGAAGCCGAGCUCAGACAGAUCUGGUCCAAGGUUCUGUCUAUUGCCGAGGACAAGAUCGGCAUCGACGACAGCUUCAUUCAGCUUGGCGGUGACUCGAUCCUCGCCAUGAAGGUCGUCGGAAUGGCUCGGCAUCGGCACUUGAGCCUACGGGCCGCGCAAGUCAUUGCCACGCCAGUUCUUCGGGACCAGGCCAGGCAUCUUCAUCUCUGUCAAUCGACCAAGCGAACAGACACAGAUAAUGCCAUGUUGCUUGCCAAAGACAAACUCACUAUUAGCACGUUGGAUGCGUUCGCACCCCGGCGUGCCACCAUGUUCCAAACCCUCUGCAUAGACGCAACCCGUCACGCAAAGCCGGCUUGGUACGGAUUUUGCAUCAUUGACCUUCCAGCAUCACUCCCUCACUUGGGCAGGGGCCCGGAGGCAGCGAUACAGCUUUGCAACUGGCUCUGGGUAAUGUUCGACAUCCUGAGAGCCGUCUUUCUGCCUGAAAGCCCGAGUAAGGAAUCAACUGGAUACAUCAUGACAUUCGCACCAUCCGCAAAAGUUCCUCUGGAGCCGUUAUGUAUGUUGAAGCACACGGACAGUCUCGAAGCAGCAACUCGGGAGAUCAGAAGCUCCAAGGGUUACGAGUCCAUGGCACUUGGCUACCCGUUCGUCAAGUUUUGGGUCUUACACCAUGCACGAUCAUCCGGUGACCCCUCGACUCGUAUCAUGAUUCGCCUGCCUCAUGCGCAGUACGAUGGAAUCAGCCUGAACCGCAUGUUACUGCAAGUCGCGUCAUACGCCCGUGAUGGCACCUUUGAGCGUCCGCUGCCUUUUGGACGCUACCUCGAUGCCGUCAGCCGGUCAAGAGAGCGAAGCAUCAAGUACUGGCGUCUCAUCUUGCAGGGCGCAAGCAUGACGAGACUAGGGGUUGAGCCGGUGUCACUCUCUGCCACCAAGACGAGGGAUGGUUCGCUGUCUAUUCCCUCUAUUCGAACUCGUCUCCCUAACUGGCCUCCCAAGAGCACGAACAACGUCACUCCGGCGACACUCUUCACAGCCAUCUGUGCUCGCACCAUUUCACGAGUUGCCGGCGUAGACAACGUCGUCUUUGGCCGACUAGUGGCGGGCCGGGCAAUGGCCUCCGCGACGUCUUCAAAUAGUGAGGAGAUCGCUGAAUCCGGCAGCAUGGCCACGGUGACUGGACCACGUAUUAACUUCGUCCCUGUCUGCGUCGAGGGUGCCGCGUACCGUAUUGACAUCGUGGAUGUCAUCCACAAGCAACUGAUUGAUGGCAUGGAGCACGAAGGCAUUGGCCUACCGGAGAUGGAGUUUGCAUCUAGGUCAGGUUUCGGUUUCACAGUGCAGUAUCAGAACCAUCAGAAUAUGCAACGUGAGGACCUGGAUUUGCUCAAGGCCGCUGAUAUGGGCGAGCCUAACAUUCGGUUUGGCUGGCUGCAUGGGCAGAAGGAAGAAAAAGACGAGGCUUUGUUUUCGGAUUGCAUUGCUAUUCGGGCUGAGCCUGCGGAGCUCGAACAUGUUGAGACCGAAGGAGUCGUCGGAUCGGGUGGUGAAAAUGGCUGGGACAUAAUCGUCUCCGGGCCUGAGUCGAGGAUGGGAGUCAUGAAGGGUAUAGCUAAAGAGAUCAUAAAGAUUGCUACAGAUGAUAGAAUCUAG